Molecule: messenger RNA, 4922 nt
Organism: Carcharodon carcharias (great white shark)
Lineage: Eukaryota; Metazoa; Chordata; Chondrichthyes; Lamniformes; Lamnidae
Gene: me1
Product: malic enzyme 1, NADP(+)-dependent, cytosolic
Exons: 14
Coding region: 422-2182 (586 amino acids)
Biological process (GO): pyruvate metabolic process; malate metabolic process
Cellular component (GO): mitochondrion
Molecular function (GO): malate dehydrogenase (decarboxylating) (NADP+) activity; malate dehydrogenase (decarboxylating) (NAD+) activity; NAD binding
Source: RefSeq, a predicted model, not a curated record
AGUUUAGGUGUAAAGAUGACCCGAGAAUGCGAACUCUGUUGAUCUCUAAACGCGGCCUGAUGUGCCGAGUAUUUUGAGCGUUUUCUGAAGUGUGCACGAUACCUGGUUAGAUUUUCCAAUUGCCCAAAUCUUGCGGCAUUGUUAAAAUUUCCCAAUGCCCGUGGGACGGUUUGGCAUUGACGGUUGAUUGAUUGAUGCUUCCCUGAGCAAGGAUUCAGCCUGGUUCGGAUUGGAACAGCUCUUAUCUCACUUCCCAACGAAGUGGAGCAGCUAGAGAGAUAAGCUUUGGAGUGAAGGGAGCUGGCGCUUAGGGGCAGUGCUCGCGUUGUGCCUUGGCUGCCCCGGCGGUGGGAAUUGACCCCGCUUCAACUUUCUUGCGCUAGUUUCAUUUCGUUUUUCUCCUCGGUCUCAGAAUCUUAAAAUGGCAUCAGCAAAGCAGCAGCUAGCCGACUGGCAACUGCAGGACAUCGAGGGGAGCUCCAAAACUUCCGCCUGCCCCAGGCGGAGGGGCGCUGAUAUUCUCAGGGACCCGCACUUCAACAAGGGCUUGGCCUUUACAUUGGAGGAGAGGCUACAACUGGGUAUCCAUGGUCUUCUGCCCCCCUGUAUUCUUGACCAGAAUGUUCAGGUUCUUCAGGUACUGAAAAACUAUGAAAUGAAAAAGGAUGACCUUGACCGGUACAUAUUUCUAGCGGCUCUUCAAGACCGAAAUGAAAAGCUCUUCUACAGAGUACUGACUUCAGACAUCGAAAGAUUCAUGCCUAUUGUUUACACGCCCACUGUGGGCCUGGCUUGCCAACAAUAUGGACUUGCAUUUCGCAGACCCAGGGGUCUUUUUAUUACUAUCCAUGACCGAGGACACAUUGCUACCCUACUGAAAUCCUGGCCUGAGGAUGAUAUUCGGGCUAUUGUCAUCACAGAUGGAGAACGUAUCCUGGGUCUGGGUGAUCUUGGGAGUUAUGGAAUGGGAAUUCCAGUGGGUAAACUAGCACUCUACACAGCAUGUGUUGGAAUGAAUCCUCAACAGUGUUUACCAGUGAUGCUGGACGUUGGCACUGAUAAUAAGGAGUUGCUGAAAGAUCCUUUGUAUAUUGGACUAAGACAAAAGAGAGUGAGGGGUCAAGCAUAUGAUGAUCUUUUGGAUGAGUUUAUGGAGGCUGUGAUUGAAAGGUAUGGCCAGAACUGUCUUAUUCAGUUUGAGGAUUUUGCCAACAUCAAUGCAUUCCGUCUUCUGAACAAGUAUCGCAACAAAUACUGCACCUUCAAUGAUGAUAUCCAGGGGACGGCUGCAGUGGCUGUUGCAGGUCUAUUGGCAGCUUUGCGCAUCACUGGGAACAAAUUGUCAGAUCACAAGUUCUUAUUUCAAGGUGCUGGAGCGGCUGCUGUGGGGAUAGCAAACCUCAUUGUAAUGGCAAUGAAGAAGGAAGAGGUACCCCAACAGCAGGCUCUUUCUAAGAUUUGGAUGGUUGACUCUAAAGGCCUCAUUGUUCAGGGACGUGCCAACCUGACCGAUGAGAAGCUGCAGUUUGCUCACCCACAUCCAGAGGUGAGGAACCUGGAUGAUGCGGUUCGGUGUCUCAAACCUACUGCAAUUAUAGGAGUUUCUGCAAUUGGUGGCGCAUUUACAGAGCAGAUUAUCAAAGACAUGGCAAGCUUCAAUAAGCAGCCAAUUAUAUUUGCUUUAAGCAACCCGACCAGCAAAGCAGAGUGCACUGCUGAGCAAUGUUAUCAGCUGACUAAGGGCCAAGCUAUAUUUGCAAGUGGAAGCCCAUUUGACCCGGUUACAAUGGAAGAUGGACGUGUGUUGUAUCCUGGUCAGGGUAACAAUGCUUACGUUUUUCCAGGAGUUGCACUUGGGGUCGUAGCAUGUGGUGUGAGACAUAUCCACGAUGAAGUUUUUCUUAUUGCAGCAGAGGCUAUAGUUGAGAAGUUAUUUGAGGAACAUUUGGCUGAAGGUCGUUUAUAUCCUCCGCUUAACACCAUCAGAACUGUUUCCUUAGCAGUGGCUGUAAAGAUUGCUGAAUAUGCAUUCAGAAAUGGAUUGGCAUCUUUAUACCCAGAGCCUGAGGACAAAGAAUCUUUUAUCAGCUCCCUGAUUUACAACACUGACUACGAUGAGUUUCUAAUUGACUCCUAUGCCUGGCCUGAAGAAGCCUCAAAGAUUCAAACAGUCAAAAAAUGAAAGCAAUUUCCCUAAAGUACAAGCAUUAAAUAGUUACAUCACCAGUUUAAAUCAUAUGGAAAAUUAAUCAGUAGGUUCUUUUUUAAAAUUUGCAAUUUGCUUACAGAUAUUUUGGUUUUGGCUUCUGACAUGGAUGAUUUUUUUUUCUGCAACGAGCAGUUUUUUUCUUUAUUACCCAAAGAUAAUGUUUCAAUUCUAGUUUUCUGUAAUGCAGCUGUCCAUAACAUUCAUGCAUGGCACACAUUCACUGACAAGUGGAGGGCAGUAAAUGUCACUCUCGCUUUUCUUUGCUCUGCCUGAUGUAGUUGAGAUUGGCAGCUGGCUCUCUGAGGUUAACUAAUGCUGGUAUUAAAAUCUGGCCUUGUAGUUGAUUGCAUCACUAGGAGAUACCAGAAGUGGUCAUUUAAAACAUUUUCAAUACCGUUUCUGCAGAUAGUGAUAGGUAGUUUUUGCAAAGUCCAUAUUGAGAUACAUGGAAAAUAGUUAAAAGCGAACAGGUGAUUUAGCCACUUGUUCAUAUCCCAACCUGGGUGACUAAUUUAAAACUGAAUGCGGCAAGGGCACACGCCAUGGUCCUUCCUUAACUAUUCAGAUUGUGUUCAUUGGGACUCAUGCACUGUUUUUACUUCAGUGCUAAGCAGUGGAACAAUGUUGACUUCUCUGCCAGGAGCUGCAUUGAGGCCCAGAAACACCCCAAUAAGAAAAGCCAGUAAGAAAACCUUAGAUGCCUCAUUGCCCUAGGCUUUCCACAGCUUCUUUCGUUCACAACUCCCCUCCCGAAUUCUUUUUAUCCACUCAAUUUUUGCCGGGCACCAUUCCUGCAGGUCCCUGGCAGUGGUCUCCGAAUUACCAGACCUUAAUGACCGAGCAAUCACUUCCUGGCUGUUGCAGUUGGGAAAUAAUCAAGCAGCUUGCUAAUGAGGUCCAAUUGUUAAAAUCAACAACUGCACCCAGAAGUGCUGGAUGCCAUCCUGCCCAGGGGUAAAAUUGGGGCCCACCAUUUUUCUGGUUAAAUUGUUUGGAUGUUAGAUAACUCUGGGGGGGGGGGAAUAAUUAUAUCAAAUAAAAUUGCUUUCUAGUACUAAAUGAAAGGGAAUGUAUUACUAGGAAUCACUUAACUGCUGCUGAGAUUUCUGUUCUAGUUGUGCAUAAACUUAUACAUGGUUACAUUGCAGCAUGGUACUGAUUUUUGCUUCAGGACACAGUGGUAGCCUUGAGUUAGUGCAAAAUAUGCAGAUAGCAUAUGAUUCCAUUCUUAAAAAAAGCCACUGGAAAUCAAAUACCUCCUAAGAUUUUUCAGAGUAGGAUGAAAAUGAUCAAUGACUAUUCAAUAAGAAAGCUAUUUUUUUCAUAUUGAGCAUGUUAUGAUUUUUCAGUUUUGCUAAAGUAAUUCACUUCAAUUUCAAGAGGAAAAAAACCUCAUUUAAUGUGAGACUUUUCAGCAUUGAAAAUCAAUAUCAGGUGCUGGAAAAUUUAAAAGUGCUGACAAGAUAAGUGUGCUUUAAAAUUAGAUGUUUGGAUAUGAUGCUGCUGCUGUGGCUUUGAGCUCCCCAACCUUCCCCCACCAAACAACUGUAACUUAAAUUACACAAAUCUUUUGAACUAUAAUGCAACUCUUCCAAACAGUCAUGAAAGCGAUGCUUUAUCCCAAAAAUGCUUGUAUGGGUUAUGGGUUUCAUGGAAAAAAAUAAAGUGUUUGGAGUAGAAUUUGUGUAUUGUUGCAUCUGUUACAUCGUCUUCUCCAAUAUAAGCAAAGUUAUAACAACUCAAUGUUAAAAUGCAAGAGGGAAGCUGAGUACUAAAAGAGCAAAGUACUGGGUAAGUAGAAGUCUAAAAUUAAAUCAGGGUACAUUGUGAUGAGUGCUCUUUUAUAUAUUCUGAAUUUGAUACAAGAACAAAAGAAUGAGAGAUAGUAAGCAUGAAUUUAAAAAUUGGCUUCAUAUCGAAGGUUGUGGAAGAAAUUACCCUUGGUUUUUCUGAUGACUGGGGAAGGUGGAGGGUUGGGUGGUACUAUCUAAUUUUACAUGGCCAUUUAUCUUACCUCUAUAUAGUAAAAAAAAAUGAUUGUUAGAAAUAACCUUGAGCAUUAUCUGUCUGCAUAUUAUAUCCUAAUAAACAACUAUCAACUUCAAUUUGAAGGGGAACUCUCCCAAUAUCCUUGAGUUUUUUUUGUGGCUGUAACACAUCAAGUGGACUGUGGAAAGCCACAUGUGGUGGUUUGGUACCACCUGCAUGAUGGGCAACCAGCUAGGCUUAAAACUGCCAAGAUUGUGAUGAACAUUUGAAACAAAGAAGGAAUUGGCUAAUAGAUGGAAAACAGUGAGUAACUAGUUAGGAGUUAUUUGAGGCUAAGAAAGAGAAUAAUUGUUGAGUGGGACGAGAAUCAGUAUCGGGACUGUUUAUUGCUUCUAAUUCACAUCAGUGACUUGGAUUCAGAAGUCCAAUCAAAUUACUCAAUUACCUGAUUAUAUACCAAACUAGGAGACAGUUCAGGAAAUACAAAAUGAGCUUGGGUGAAAUGUAAGUGGGCAGUCUCAAAAUUACUAUGAACAUAUAGAAUGUAUGACUCAUCAAUGGUUUAUAUUCUUUAAUGCCCUCCUUAAAACUUACCUUUUUGACCAAGCUUUUAGUCACUAGUAUUAAUUCCUCCUUGGACGUUGUUACUUUCUUUUGUCUAGUUACAGUUCUGAAGCUUCUUGUAUUAACCUACAAAAUAAAUACUGUUUGUGUUGCCAUUUUA